Molecule: messenger RNA, 1054 nt
Organism: Rhinichthys klamathensis goyatoka
Lineage: Eukaryota; Metazoa; Chordata; Actinopteri; Cypriniformes; Leuciscidae
Gene: guca1g
Product: guanylate cyclase activator 1g
Exons: 4
Coding region: 209-769 (186 amino acids)
Biological process (GO): visual perception
Cellular component (GO): cone photoreceptor outer segment; photoreceptor inner segment
Molecular function (GO): calcium ion binding; calcium sensitive guanylate cyclase activator activity
Source: RefSeq, a predicted model, not a curated record
CCCUGUGGAUUCUGCACGUCAGAUCAAAGCGCAAAUGAGAUUUAGUCCUUCCAAAAAUACCAGUACGUUUAUAGUAAGACAACACGUUUCUAGUUGUAAGUGGAUUAUGUCAGUUUAGCUGUGAGGAGAAUGCAGCGCGGCACUUUCGCUUCGGUUAUUGUGGCUAUUUUCAGAUGAUCAACAUUUUGGACAAAGACUGGACUUCAGUAUGGGUCAAAUUCAAAGUGAUAAAGAUAAAGAAGUGGAGCUAUCAGAUAUCCAGCCUCUUUAUACCAGAUUCAUGAGAGAGUGCCCAAGUGGAGCCCUGCAUCUUCAUGAAUUCCGCAAGAUCUUCGGAGUUCAGAGCACAUCGGAAGAUGAGGCUUUGUACAUGGAAACGCUCUUCAAAUCUUUCGACACAAACAGGGAUGAUGUUAUAGACUUUAUGGAAUUUGUAGCAGCUGUCCACCUGGUUCUGAGAGGAAACCUAGAGGACAGAUUGAAAUGGUCUUUUAAAGUCUAUGAUAGAGAUGACAGUGGAAAGUUGGACAAACAAGAGGUCAAACGUAUUAUAAGGAUCAUUUGUCAACUUAAGAAAAACAACAUCAACAUGACACCUAGUGAAAUUUGUGACAGGAUAUUCGAUCUUUUGGAUGAAAACAAAGAUGGUCACAUAUCCCUAUCAGAGUUCAUGGAAGGGGCACAAAAAGAUGCCUGGAUUAUGGACCUCCUAAAACUGGACACUAAUGCACGGGGUUGGUUCAGGGAAAAAUGGGGGAAAGAUUCAUGAGUUUUCAUCCACAAUCUAAGGUCAAGGCCCACGGGCCAAAACCUGCUUGCCCUUUUACAAUCUUUCAAAUGUUGAGGUCUGCAAAUGAGAGAGACCUGGUAUAGAGGUCAGAAAAUAUUUGCCUUCUGUCACGAGCGAAUACGUGCCUCAUCAUACAUUGAUCACAUUGAUGUUCAAACAGUCUGCAUGUGUAAAAGCGGGUUCUGUCACAUUCUCUUCUGAGUGUGGUGAUGAUGCUGGUAUUCUUAUGAAGGAUGGAUAUAAUUACCCAAAAAUUAGUUUAAG